AUGAAGCUGGCUGAUUUUGUCACGUACGUGUUCGGCAGCUUACUCGCAGGAUUGGUUACAUUGAAAGUAUUGUCAUCCUUCAUACCAAGUUUGCUAGUAACUCUACCAGCGAAAGUAAGGUUACGUGUUAAUAACUCACUUCUAAAAUGCUCAAACAAUUUGAACAGGAUUCCUGUGCUGGAUUUUGGUUGGAAGAACUCCUCUGUUAGAAGAGCCUUUAUUUUAGCUUCUGAAAGGCCAUCGGAUUAUACAAACAAAAUAUAUGGCGAUAGGGUUCAUAUAGCAUACAAUGAUAGAAUAAAGAGAGAGUCAUUCGUUAAUAAGUUGGGUUUUGAUUCAAAGCGUAAACUCUUAGGGUUUUUCCAUCCUUACUGUAACGCUGGUGGUGGUGGAGAGAAAGUCUUGUGGAAAGCCGUUGAGACAUCGCUAAAUCAGGAUAAAAACAAUAUAUGCGUUAUCUAUACCGGAGACACAGAUGUUAAUGGAUCAGAUAUAUUGAACAGUGUGCGGAGAAGGUUUGAAUACGAUCUAGAUUCGGACAGAAUAGUAUUCAUUUUCCUACAGAAGAGAAGACUGGUAGAAUCAAAAAGUUGGCCGAAAUUUACGCUAUUAGGCCAAGCUUAUGGUUCCAUCAUUUUGUCCAUUGAAGCGCUUACUACACUUGCUCCAGAUUAUUGGAUAGAUACAAUGGGAUAUCCUUUUGCUUAUCCCUUUGUAUCUUUGUUUGCUAGGAUUCCAAUUGUAACGUAUACCCAUUAUCCUGUCAUCUCAACAGAUAUGCUACAAAAGCUAAAAACUAUGCCAGGAUUUCACACAAACUUUAAACUGAUCGGUAAAUAUGUCUACUGGAAAAUAUUCAUGCUCGCAUACAAAUUUUCAGGCUUAUUUGUUGAAAUUGCAUCGACUAAUUCAACUUGGACUUAUAAUCAUAUUAAAUCCAUCUGGUCCUCAACAAAAAAUAUUCACAUUAUUUAUCCACCAUGUUCCACAGAAUCAUUGAUAGAAGGCUGUGACAAAUCAGAUCCAGUUAAAAGACUAAAUCAAGCGGUUGUUAUUGCGCAGUUUAGACCAGAAAAAAGACACGAAUUGAUAUUAUCUUCCUUCUCUUCUUUCAUCGAUGCUACGACUAAGAAAGAUUUGAUUCCUAAAAUAAUAUUUAUAGGAUCAACAAGAAACGUAGAGGAUAGGGAAUAUGUUGAAACGCUGAAGAAGUAUGCCUUUGAGGCACUUAAAAUUCCAACCCAUUUAGUGGAUUUCAAAACUGAUUGUAAAUAUGAUGAUAUGAAGAGUAUAUUAUAUUCUUCAUGGUUUGGUAUAAACGCAAUGUGGAAUGAGCAUUUUGGUAUAGCUGUCGUGGAAUAUAUGGCAAGUGGUUUGAUCCCAUUAUGUCAUGCUUCUGCUGGACCUCUUUAUGAUAUUGUAGUGCCAUGGGAUUCAAAGAAGAAUGAACAAAGUACUGACAAAGCUAAUGAAACCGGCUUUUUCUUCAUCGAUGAAACUGAUCCGGAUUUUCUAGCCAAAGAUUCUUCAAAGUAUAGUUCUUUACGCACGUUAUUUGCUCAGGUAUCGAAAUUGAAUACUGUACAAAGAAUUGAUAUCUCAAAUAGAGCCAAGAUGUGCUCUUUAUCAAAAUUUUCUGAUUCAGAGUUUGAACGUUCAUGGAACGAGGUGUUGGAGGAACUCAAUUUGACUCAUAAUAGAAUGUUCAGUUGA
This is a messenger RNA of Kluyveromyces lactis, 1713 nucleotides long. RefSeq names its product alpha-1,2-mannosyltransferase ALG11 (gene ALG11). The record is from RefSeq and is a predicted model, not a curated record. Gene Ontology annotation, biological process: protein N-linked glycosylation. Lineage: Eukaryota; Fungi; Ascomycota; Saccharomycetes; Saccharomycetales; Saccharomycetaceae. The coding region runs from base 1 to 1713 and encodes 570 amino acids. The transcript has a single exon. Gene Ontology annotation, molecular function: GDP-Man:Man(3)GlcNAc(2)-PP-Dol alpha-1,2-mannosyltransferase activity. Gene Ontology annotation, cellular component: endoplasmic reticulum membrane.